CCGCGCCGCCCGCCCCGCCCGCGCAGCCCGCUCCGCCCGACCCGCCGCGGCCGCUAUCGCCAGCACAACAUGGCAGGAGCUGGAGGAGGAAAUGACAUUCAGUGGUGUUUUUCUCAGGUGAAAGGCGCUGUAGAUGAUGAUGUAGCAGAAGCGGAUAUAAUUUCUACAGUAGAAUUUAACCAUUCUGGAGAGUUGUUAGCAACAGGAGACAAAGGAGGGAGAGUUGUCAUCUUUCAACAGGAGCAGGAGAACAAAACCCAGUCUCACAGUAGGGGAGAAUACAAUGUUUACAGUACCUUUCAAAGCCAUGAACCAGAGUUUGACUACUUGAAAAGUUUAGAAAUUGAAGAGAAGAUCAACAAAAUUAGGUGGUUACCCCAGAAAAAUGCUGCUCAGUUUUUAUUGUCUACAAAUGAUAAAACAAUAAAGUUAUGGAAAAUCAGUGAAAGGGACAAAAGACCCGAGGGUUAUAAUUUAAAGGAGGAGGAUGGACGGUAUAGGGAUCCUACUACAGUUACAACACUACGGGUGCCAGUGUUCAGGCCCAUGGACCUCAUGGUGGAAGCCAGCCCACGCAGGAUAUUUGCCAACGCUCACACGUAUCACAUCAACUCCAUCUCCAUCAACAGUGACUAUGAGACGUACCUGUCUGCAGACGACCUGCGCAUCAACCUGUGGCACCUGGAAAUCACUGACAGAAGUUUUAAUAUUGUAGAUAUCAAGCCUGCCAACAUGGAGGAGCUGACAGAGGUGAUCACAGCUGCAGAGUUCCACCCCAACAGCUGCAGCACGUUUGUCUACAGCAGCAGCAAAGGCACAAUUCGCCUGUGUGACAUGAGGGCAUCAGCCCUGUGUGACAGACAUUCAAAGUUGUUUGAAGAACCAGAGGAUCCUAGCAACAGAUCAUUUUUCUCUGAAAUCAUCUCUUCCAUAUCUGAUGUCAAAUUUAGCCACAGUGGUCGAUAUAUGAUGACUAGAGAUUAUCUGUCAGUGAAGAUCUGGGAUUUAAAUAUGGAAAAUAGACCUGUGGAAACAUACCAGGUGCAUGAAUACCUCAGGAGUAAACUCUGCUCACUGUAUGAGAAUGAUUGCAUUUUUGACAAGUUUGAAUGCUGUUGGAAUGGAUCAGACAGCAUUGUCAUGACAGGGUCUUACAACAACUUCUUCAGGAUGUUUGAUAGGAACACGAAGCGAGACAUCACCUUGGAGGCGUCGCGGGAGAACAACAAACCGCGCACGGUGCUGAAGCCGCGCAAGGUGUGCGCCAGCGGCAAGAGAAAGAAGGACGAGAUCAGUGUCGACAGCUUAGACUUCAACAAGAAGAUCCUGCACACAGCCUGGCACCCCAAGGAGAACAUCAUUGCUGUAGCUACCACAAACAACUUGUAUAUAUUUCAAGACAAGAUGAAUUAGGGUUGGCAUUCCUAACUGAAGAGUCACUUCCUGCAUAGUUGAAAUAGUUGAAUCUAGCAUUUGUACCUGUAACAAAAGCAAGUGAGAGGUCCAUUAUGGCACCCCUUUCCAGUGUUUAAAAAUGUGCCAUAUGACAACACACUUUUCUAGCUCCAUGGAGAAGGCUCUGUGGUUCUGUUGUCUCCGUUCCUGCUAGCCAUUUAGGUGAGGAUAGGGCACUUUUUAAUUUAAAUGACUACUUGCACCAUCUUGCCUAAUGGACUAGACUGGACUGUCUCAACAUCGGUUUACUCCACUUUUUAUGCCUUCCAUUGUGAUGACGUCAGACACAGGGAAAGCCUUCAAUCAUGCUAUGGGAUUUAAUUGUGUAACCUCAUUACUGUAUCAUUCGUGGCCCCCUUUUUUUAUUAAAUACAGCUCAUUCUUGCUGUGGCUUGUAGCAUUCCUCCUCCUUCUGGCCUCCUGGACUCCCCCUUCCCCCUUCGUCCCCCCUCCACCUCGCCUUGGUGGUGGUGUAUGGAAAAAAAAUAAACAAAAUAAAGCACAUAAAAUGGGUCCUUUUGGGGUCAGUGGUAAAGGGGGUCUGUGUUGCAACAAGUGUUUUAAUAAACAGUUGACUGUAAUCACUCCUUGCCAUGUCUGGCACCAAAAAAAAGAGAAAAUAAGGAAAAAAAACUACUGAAUAAAAGUGACAAAGAAUGGAGAAUCUGUUUUCUUUUUUUUUUUUUUAAUCUACCUCUUUAUACAAAUACUCUGUGUUUUACCUUAGAUGCAUGAAAAUAAAAUUAUGUUUUUUGUAAUGAUUUUAACCAGUAUUAAUUAUUUUUCAUGGGAAUGAAGAGAGGGAGGGAUUUCACAGGUACCUGCAUUCACUCCUGAGCAAUCUGGGCACCAGCCAGUGUAUGACCACUUCCAUCUCAGCACCACAACUGCUGUCAGGUUUUGAUCUGAGCAGCCACUUCCUGUGCCCUUGAAUGCUCCUCUUUUUAGCCUGUUGCUUUAAUCAGAAAGGGAAUAGAAUCUUCAGGUUUUAAAUUCCAUUUUUUGGGACUGAUGUCUUAAUGUUUAGUUUCAUCCUGGUUUCUUCAAUGCCUUGUUUUAGGAUAAAAUACCUUUAAUGCCUUGUUUAGAGCACCAAGUCCCCUGUGGCUUUGUGAGAAAUUGUCCAAGCUCCUGUGUGGUGUUCUGUAGUACAAGCCAGCACCAUGGUUCCAUAGCUAAUGACUGCACUGCAUUCUGCUGCUCUAUUUUCUGUAUUUAUUGCUAACUGGAAAUGUAGUUUAACCAUGCAAAUGUUUUCUUCUGGCUUUUGGCUUUGCAAAGUUCCUGCACUUAUAGAAAUGUUCACUGGUGCGAGGAGCCAAACAUGUGGAGUACAGAAGCUGCAUGAAAUAAGUGUUCAUAGUGAUGUGAGAGAUUUCAACUCCUCAGCACAUAAGGCUUAUCCAAAGAUUAACUAGAUAUUGAUGCUUUAUAAGGCUCAUGAGUUUUUACUUCCAGUAUUUUUGCUGAUUGUGCUUUUAGGUUUUGUUCCUCCUUCAUGGAAAUGUUCAGUAAAGUUUGAAUUAAUGGUGAAUUUACCUUGACUGGCAGAAUUUUUGCUUUUGAGUUACCUGUAUUUAAUUAUUUCUGUGGCUUAGAGGUAGUUAUUAAAAUGACAUUAUGAUUUGAUCAA
Molecule: messenger RNA, 3088 nt
Organism: Melozone crissalis (California towhee)
Lineage: Eukaryota; Metazoa; Chordata; Aves; Passeriformes; Passerellidae
Gene: PPP2R2A
Product: protein phosphatase 2 regulatory subunit Balpha
Exons: 10
Coding region: 70-1413 (447 amino acids)
Biological process (GO): peptidyl-serine dephosphorylation
Cellular component (GO): protein phosphatase type 2A complex; cytosol
Molecular function (GO): protein binding; protein phosphatase regulator activity
Source: RefSeq, a predicted model, not a curated record